CACCAAACGAGAAACCCAUAUAUAUAGAUGUUCUCUAAUGAAAGUCUUGAUAAUUUAUUUCAAAAGAGAAACCUAGUUGACUUUUAUUGUGUUGUGCUUCAUUUCUCCCCAAUAAAUAGAAAAAAAAUUAGACAUAGUUUGAUCUGCAUGAUCCGUACAAUGUCUCUCAUAGCUUAUGCAAUAUUCAUAUGCUCUAUCAUGCUUGCGAAUAUCGAAGCCGAUAAUUCCAAACAACCGCUCCCACCAUUCUCUUGCGACUCCGAAAAUCCAUCCACAAAGUCAUUCCCAUUCUGCAACGUCGAUUUGCCGUUACACGAGCGGGCCUACGACUUGGUUUCCCGACUCUCGUUGGACGAGAAAAUCUCGCAGCUGGUCAACACCGCACCGGCCAUCCCACGGCUAGGAAUCCCCGACUACCAGUGGUGGUCGGAGGCACUGCAUGGAGUUGCAGGGUCCAUGGUAGCGGCCUCCGGCAUCACGUUCGGCGGGAGUAUCCAGGCGGCAACUAGUUUUCCACAAGUUAUACUUACUGCAGCUACAUUCGAUGAGAAACUUUGGUAUCGAAUUGCCAAGGCAAUAGGAACAGAAGCUAGAGCUAUAUACAAUGAAGGGGAGGCACAAGGCAUGACAUUUUGGUCGCCGAACGUAAAUAUUUUCCGAGAUCCGAGGUGGGGAAGGGGGCAAGAGACACCUGGCGAAGACCCUUUUAUGACAAGCAAAUACGCCGUCUCGUUUGUUCGCGGAAUCCAAGGGGACAGCUUCGAAGGCGGCCAACUCAAAGACGGCCGUCUUUUAGCCUCCGCAUGUUGCAAGCACUUCACUGCCUAUGAUUUGGAGAGUUGGAACGGGAAUAGUCGUUUUACGUUCGACGCUCGUGUGACAGAGCAGGACAUGGCAGAUACGUAUCAACCGCCUUUCAAAACAUGUGUGAAAGAUGGUCGGGCGAGCGGGAUUAUGUGUGCUUAUAACUCUGUAAACGGCGUUCCGAAUUGUGCUGAUUACGAUCUAUUAACGAAAACUGCUCGUGGCGAAUGGGGAUUCCAAGGGUAUGUAGUAUCAGAUGAUCAAGCGGUCACGCAUCUAUUCGAGAUGCAAAAAUACUCAAAAUCACCCGAAGACGCUGUGGCAGAUGUGCUUAAAGCAGGAUUGGAUGUCGAAUGCGGCGACUAUUUGGCGAAUCACGCAAAAUCAGCAGUCGAAAAGGGGAAAGUGUCGAAAUCUGAUAUAGACAGAGCCCUUCAUAACAGCUUCACAAUCAGGAUGAGAUUAGGACUUUUCAACGGAAAUCCAAGUAAACAUGUAUACGGGAACCUAAGCCGUAACGACGUAUGUAGUCCCGAGCAUCAAGAUUUAGCCGUUGAAGUUGCUCGUGAUGGCAUUGUCCUUUUAAAGAACUCUGCAAAUCUACUUCCACUAUCAAAGUCGAAAACAAAGUCUCUUGCAGUAAUAGGCCCCAAUUCCAAUGUAUCGGAAACACUCUUAGGAAGCUACGCGGGCCCCCCAUGCAAGACAAUUACUCCACUACAAGGACUAAUGAAUUAUGUCGAGAGAAUCGAAUUCCAUCAGGGCUGCGAAACCGUCAACUGCACCUCAAUUGCCUCACGAGAAACGAUGAGACUUGCCAGAUCAGCAGAUUACGUUGUACUCGUAAUGGGAAUCAAUCAAGAUUUUGAGCGCGAAGAUUUGGAUCGAGAAGACUUGGUACUUCCAGGUCAGCAACAGAGUCUUAUCAUGAGUGUUGCAAAGGCAGCUAAAAAUCCGGUUAUAUUAGUAUUGCUUUGUGGAGGUCCCGUUGAUAUUUCGUUUGCGAAAAAUAACCCCAAGAUCGGAGGUAUUUUGUGGGCUGGAUAUCCCGGUGGAGCAGGGGGGAAAGCAAUUGCAGAGAUCAUAUUUGGUGACCACAAUCCAGGAGGAAGGUUACCUGUAACUUGGUAUCCGAAAGAUUUCAACAAAAUACCAAUGACUGAUAUGAGAAUGAGGCCCGAUCCUUCAUCAGGCUAUCCGGGACGAACUUAUAGAUUUUACCAAGGCGAAAAAGUUUAUGAAUUUGGCUAUGGUCUUAGCUACUCAAACUAUUCUUACAAAUUUGUCUCCGUCGGUCAAAGCAAGCUCGACGUGAAGCUUGAAAACUCGGGGGAUAUUUCAGUUUCAGAUAUUGGUUACGAAACAUGUGAGAAGGCAAAGUAUUCGGUUAUUGUUAGUGUUGAAAAUGAAGGGGAUAUGGUUGGCAAGAACCCGGUUCUACUAUUUGCAAAGCGCGACGAAGUUGUUAAGGGUAGUCCCGUGAAACAGUUGGUCGGAUUUCAACCGGUUAGAUUGAAUGCAAAGGAAAAGGAUAAUGUUGAAUUUGAAGUAAAUCCAUGUGAGCAUUUGAGCAGAGCUAGUGAAGAUGGAACUAUGGUUAUUGAAUCAGGGGCCUAUCAUUUAAUUGUAGGAGAUCAAGUGUAUCGUAUGCAUUCACCGCGUAUGUUUGACAGCAAAUUGUCUCAAUUGAUUUGAAUUAUUAUAUUCUUUUUUAUUCAUU
This is a messenger RNA of Erythranthe guttata (spotted monkey flower), 2524 nucleotides long. The record is from RefSeq and is a predicted model, not a curated record. NCBI's taxonomy places the organism in Eukaryota, Viridiplantae, Streptophyta, Magnoliopsida, Lamiales, Phrymaceae.